Cryptomeria japonica (Japanese cedar) is the source of this 3703-nucleotide messenger RNA. Its product is annotated as disease resistance protein Roq1. Gene Ontology annotation, molecular function: ADP binding. The transcript is spliced from 3 exons. The coding region runs from base 389 to 3478 and encodes 1029 amino acids. NCBI's taxonomy places the organism in Eukaryota, Viridiplantae, Streptophyta, Pinopsida, Cupressales, Cupressaceae. The record is from RefSeq and is a predicted model, not a curated record. Gene Ontology annotation, biological process: defense response; signal transduction.
GUUUACAUUAUCAUUUUAUAUAGAGAUUAGCCAUUGGCAUUACAAGAUACUAGAUGUCGUUCCCAAUCUCGACAAAUCUUAUAAUGCAGCAAUCAGUUUAUCUGCUAGACUUAAAUGAAACGCGAUUGUCCAGGCUUCUGUUCAGACGAAGUUUUCGGCACGGUUUUAGGCGAAAUUAAUUUCCUACACAUGUUUCGUCCACUCUUUUUGCGCGUUUACGCGUUCAUUCUGUCUUCUAUAAAAUUUCCCGUCCUCAAUCUUUAAUGAACACGUCUGAGCCUCUCCUCGGACUCUGAAAGUUUCAGAUCUGCCCUCCCUAAGCCAAUUACACAUCCAUUGGUUUACUUUCAUACUUUGUAAGGUCUUUAGCUUCCUUCCAUUCUAUCCAAUGACAUCCACUUCCUCUUCCACAGCCACCACCCAUACAAAAAAUGACCCAAAAAGCGCCUUUGACGGACUUGCAUUGCAGAGUUCCUGUGCAGAGCCAUCAACAGUAACCGAAGACAUUCCCUACGAUGUAUUUAUCAAUCAUUGUGGACCAGAUGUCAAAGAAACUUUUGCUAAAAGAAUUUUUGAAACAUUGAAUGAUACGGGCCUAAAAGUUUUCUUAGAUAAGUACUCGCUUCAAGCAGGCGAUCAGGUAACCGCAGAAAUACAAGCAGCGAUGAGUAGUGCUUCGAUUCAUAUUGCCAUAUUCUCUCAGAAUUAUGUGCAAUCCCCCUGGUGUUUGGCUGAGCUGUCGUUUAUGCUCAAAACUGGCAUCCAAAUUAUUCCCGUCUUCUAUCAUGUUCAGCCUAGCGAUCUCCGAUGGGCGGAUCAAGGAAAGGGAAUUUAUGCCAAAUCAUUUGAAGAUCAUGAAAAGAAGGAUAGAUAUACAUCAGGCAAGCUUCAGGAAUGGAAAAUGGCGCUGAAGGAAGUUUCGUUAAUUCACGGUUACAUUGUUAACCUGAAUGAUGACGAAGGGUUGGCAUUGAAGAGCACUAUGAAUUCUGUACUUGACAAAGUGAGAAAAGUACCACUACUGGUAGCCAAGCAUUUAGUUGGACUCAAUGAAGCUAUCCAGGACUUCGAAAAAGUUGCAGAUGAAUCUUCAAUGAGUGGCCGGGCUGUAAAAGUUGUGGGGAUUGUGGGAAUGGGAGGGUCAGGCAAGACCACAAUGGCAACAGAGCUGUUUAAUAGGAAGCAUUCCUCCUUCGCCAAUUCCACCUUUCUUUUUGAUGUAAAAGAUGAUGGAGGAAAGAAAGCGUUGCCUGGCUUGCAGAAAAAGCUCCUGGAGGGCCUUCUACCACGUACUUUAGAAAAUAAACCAUUCCAUGAUGUACAUGAAGGUAAGAGAAUUGUGGUGGCUCGAUUGAGAUCUGUUCGCGUGCUCAUUGUUUUGGAUGAUCUCGAUCAUAAGGACCAACUAGAUGCUUUAUUCCCAGAAGAACUCCAACUCGGGUCAGGCAGUUUGAUUAUUGUAACAACUCGAGAUAGGGAUGUUCUCCCACCCUCCCGAAUCUCCUCCAUUUAUUCAAUGAAAAUGCUAAGUCCCCCUUGUGCCAAGGAUCUUUUCUGCUGGCACGCUUUCUUAGGCCCUAAUUCACCCCAGGAAUUCACCGAGUUGGUUGACAAGUUCGUUGAAAACAGUGGUAGAUUACCGUUGUCUCUUAAGGUUUUAGGUGCGCAGCUUUACAGCAAGACUAAAGAUUAUUGGGAAUCGAUCUUGCAUGAAAUCGAAAGAAUACUGCCGGAGGAAAUCACAGAGAGGCUAAAACUUAGCUAUGAUGCACUGGAUAAAGAAGAGAGGGAGACAUUUCUGGACGUAGCGUGCUUUUUUAUUAGGGAAAAGAAAAGUUUGGUUACUGCAGUAUGGGAUGGAAAAAGCCGGAGCGGUCUGCACAGUCUGGAAAGGCUGAGGAACAAGUGCCUCGUUGAACUCGAUGGUCAGAACCGCAUAAGAAUGCAUAAUCACCUUAGGGAUUUGGGGAAACAAAUUGCAUCUGAGCAUUCCCCUCAUCGUCUUUUCUCUCACGACCACUUCGAGGAGGCUAAUUACGACCGUCAUGCGCCUAUUCGGGGUAUAAUGACCGCUACAACUCAAUUUGUUGCAUGUUCUGCUCAUGACGAGUUCCCUAGAUGCUCGUCUGAUUUCCAGCCGACCUUAGAACAGUGCAUGGAGCUUCUGAAAAUCACAUGCAGAGGGUUAAGUUUUCUUGUUAUUAAAGGAGAUUGGGUUAAGGAGAAAUUUGCUGAACUGUCCCGGGAUCUAGUCUGGCUUCGUUGGUUUGAUUUUAAGCACGCACAUAUUCCUUCGUGGCUUUCAUUGGCGAAAUUAAGAGUUCUAGAGCUUCAUGGCGCUCUGAGCUUAGGCAAGUUGUGGGAGGAUGAAGAUCAAGCUCCUUUGCAGUUGAGAGAGCUGAUGAUUACCAGUACAUGGGGCAGUAGCUUCGAAAGCUUCCCGAGUUCCAUAUCACAAUUGAAACAGUUGAAAAAGAUAGCCUUGAUUGGUUACCUGGGAGACGAAUUCCGCAUUAAGACUUUGCCAGAGGAGUUUUGCGACCUCAAAUCACUGGAGCACCUGGAGCUUCGGCAUUGUAGAGCGCUAUCGUCACUACCCAUCGGUUUUGGAAAGUUAACAAGGCUGCGGCACAUAGAUUUAUGCUCUUGUGAGGAACUGAGGGUGUUGCCUGCUUCAUUUAAUCAGUUAAAACAACUGGAAUAUCUUGAUGUAUCGCAUUGUCACAAGCUUAAGCUGAGGUUGAACAUGCUGCAAUACAUCACAACUCUCCAGAAUUUGUUUCUUUCAGGGUGCCUGAAAUUGCAAGUGUUGCCUCAGGAAAUCACAAAUCAGGUGUCCCUGAAACAGCUCCAUGUGGAAGACACCAGGCUAAGGGAGUUUCCUGAUGCCUUCUGCGAACUCAGAAAAUUGGAAAUCCUUAAAAUAGGGAGCCCAUUGCUGACAAGCUUGCCGACCUCCCUUGAGAAAAUGUUCAGCUUGACUAGGCUUGAAAUUAUAGAUUCUCUUGAAAUGGAAGUUUUACCUGAAUCCUUAGAGAGUCUGAAUAUGUUAGAAAAUUUAUAUUUAGAAUUGUUAGGAAUUAAGUCUUUACCGAAAUCAUUUGGUAAACUGGCUAAUCUUCAAACUCUGGAGAUUUCUGGAUGCCCGAUCAGUGAAUUGCAUUUUGGGUCAGAAUCUGCUUGUUCAUUGGGGAAUCUCAAGGUGAUAAAUCUAAGCGAGACCAAUGUAACCAUGAUAUCAAUUUCUGAAGGCUGUUGCCCUGGACUUGAAACUCUCCAACUUAGGCAAAAUGACUAUUUAAGGGAGAUUGCAGCUCUGCCCUCUAGAGUUAAGAUGAUAGAAUUGUCAGAUUGUCAAGUGCUCAACAACAUAAGGGGUGUUUAUGGUCUGUCAAACUUGCAAAAUCUUGAAAUAUCUGGUUGUCCGGAGUUACCUUCAGAUUUUCCUGAAAUACCAUGUAUUGUUCGUCGGGAGUAGGUUGUGGGUUUCUUCACAAAUCUAUAGCGAAAGAAUGGUUCUGAAAGUGGCCAUGCCUAAAUAGUCCUUAUGCAGUCUAUGUUGUCUUCUAUUAAAAAAAAAAAAGAGAGAGAGAGAAGUAGUUCCUUUUGUUUGGUAUCAUUUAUUUGUUUACUUUUAAUGACGGACGUUUAACUUAACAAACCUGUCUUUUAAUUCUUGUGCAUUGUCCUAAACUUCAUUAUG